AUGGUGCUGUCUCUGGAGUCAUCGCCGUUGACGACGCCGAAUUCGGCCCAUUUAAGGUUGAAUUUGCAAGCCAACGACCAGAAAAUAUUUAGCGUCUGCGGAAUCACAAUUUGUAAGAAGUCCGGGCUUCAAAGUCAGCAACGACACAAAAGAGCCGGAAUAACCACAGAACUUUACUACCAUCACAUGAGUCUCGAAAUUGCAUAUAUCUUCAAAUACGCCCAUCCACUGCCUUUACUUCAUGCACAUCGUGCCGCAGCAAAAAGCGAAAAUGUGACAGAAGGCUGCCGGCUUGCGCCCGGUGAUAUUCUAACUUGGUUCAGUAAUCGACAGCCAUGUUGGUAUGCCGACCCGCGUGUAACGCCGUUGGGAAGUCCAGAGCUAUUACAUCUCGGACAAGGAAGCCCAGGGACGUCUAUCCUGAAUGAAGCAACAAGGCUUUUGGAUGAGCAUUCAAUCAGCCCGCUUCUUGUCAUUGAAAGUUACACCCAUCAUAUCCAUCACUGGUUACCGGUCAUCGAUCUCCAUCGAAUGACCAAACGAUUGGAUCCCUCAUGCAUGGCUAAAUCAGAUGCGGAGCUUGCUAGUCUACUUCUAUGCAUUUAUCUAGCCACGCAACGAUCCUCAACGGAUAUACGAGAACAGACCCAUAUGCAGACACUAUACACCCAGUCACAGAAGAUCUUUUCUCUCUUGCAGACCAUAAACCGAUUCUCCAUUGACGCGAUUCAAUGCGGUAUAUUGCUGGCAAUUUACCAAAUCGGCGCUGGUCUACUUCCAGAUGCUUAUGUUACAUUAUCGACAACGAUAGGCUUGGCUCGAACUACCGGUGGAUACAGUAAUCACGAGGCGAGAGUCGUUUGGUGGGCCAUAUUUUUUCUAGAUCGUGUCCUUGCGCUAGCAUCAUUACCGAAUAAUCUUCCUCUACUAAUGGAACAGCCACGAAACUAUGGAGAUCUUCCGGAUAUGCAAUGCUUUCGAGUCUCUUCGGAAAGCGCUGAGAACGGACCAUAUGACUAUUUUUAUGGAGAGAUACAAGCUGCAUACUUGGCCGGACAGACUUUACAAUACAUAAAAUGCCCCAAUUACUUUGAGGAUACUUAUUUCGAAGAUAACAAUACUCAGUUAAUGGCGAAUCUUGGCAGUAUGUUCGAAAAGGCCCCUGGAUCCUGGAGGCCGUUCUGUAGUGCAAUAGCUCUACUACUUACUUCCGCAAUCGAACUCCAAUUUGCGAAAUUGACGAAGAAUCCCCAAGAUGCCAAAGCCACGGAAUCAUGUCUUCAGGGAGUAUCGACCCUUUUAAAGAUCACAACCGACAUCACAAGGAAUUAUCUCGAGGACAAAGACGUGAAAUUCGCCAACGGCAUCGUCCCCAUCGCAAGUGUCGUAUCGAAUCACCAUUCUUUGGUGGCUAUAUGUCGGCAAAGGGAGAUUGAUCGUAUAGCAACAAUGGAGAAAUUGGAUGAGUUGAUCGUCUUUAGGGACGCAUUGCAAAAGAAUAGAGAGCUGUGGGGUCUGGCUGAAGAUUUGACAGGACGAAUUUAA
Messenger RNA from Talaromyces stipitatus ATCC 10500, 1545 nucleotides. RefSeq lists its product as uncharacterized. The record is from RefSeq and is a predicted model, not a curated record. Bases 1 to 1545 code for a protein of 514 amino acids. NCBI's taxonomy places the organism in Eukaryota, Fungi, Ascomycota, Eurotiomycetes, Eurotiales, Trichocomaceae. The transcript is spliced from 7 exons.